GAAAUAAUCAUGCCAGAGCCCAGUGUCAAAGCGCCCAAGAAGGGCUCCAAGAAAGCCGUCUCUAAGGCCGUCAGCAAAACCGGCAAGAAGAGGAGAAAGACCAGGAAGGAGAGCUACGCUAUCUACGUGUACAAGGUGCUGAAGCAGGUCCACCCAGACACCGGCAUCUCUUCCAAGGCUAUGGGCAUCAUGAACUCGUUUGUGAGCGACAUCUUUGAGCGCAUCGCCGGUGAGGCUUCCCGCCUGGCUCACUACAACAAGCGCUCCACCAUCACUUCCAGGGAGAUCCAGACCGCCGUGAGGCUGCUGCUGCCCGGGGAGCUGGCCAAGCACGCCGUGUCUGAGGGCACCAAGGCUGUCACCAAGUACACCAGCUCCAAGUAAACUUGCUCGGAGACCAGCAACACAACGGCUCUUUUAAGAGCCACCCACUUCAUCUAAAGCGGUCUUC
Messenger RNA from Sander lucioperca (pikeperch), 451 nucleotides. Its product is annotated as histone H2B 1/2-like. Gene Ontology annotation, molecular function: protein heterodimerization activity; structural constituent of chromatin; DNA binding. Bases 10 to 384 code for a protein of 124 amino acids. Gene Ontology annotation, cellular component: nucleosome. Lineage: Eukaryota; Metazoa; Chordata; Actinopteri; Perciformes; Percidae. The record is from RefSeq and is a predicted model, not a curated record. The transcript has a single exon.